Messenger RNA from Brassica rapa (field mustard), 6520 nucleotides. Its product is annotated as ankyrin repeat-containing protein BDA1-like. NCBI's taxonomy places the organism in Eukaryota, Viridiplantae, Streptophyta, Magnoliopsida, Brassicales, Brassicaceae. Gene Ontology annotation, molecular function: protein binding. The record is from RefSeq and is a predicted model, not a curated record.
UCUAAAAUUUAGGAAGCACAAGACAUAUACUACCUGCAGUUGUGGAUGGUCUUUCUUUCCUAGAAACUCCACACAACGAGGGAUAACACCGGAUUUGAUCACUUCAUCUAUUGGAGGACUGCGCUCUGCUCACAAAUCAUUAACAACCAUCAGAUGUCUCUUACACAAGUAUAUCCGUCUGAAAGGGAAAAUGUAUACAUACAUACCAAUAGUCUAUAGAUAAUAACUUUCUAAACCGAGUAGUGGCUUCUAGCUGAGCUUGAGGAUCAUCAGAAUAAACACCUUGUACCAUCAUUACGAGACCUUGUAACUGCUUAAAACAGGACAUGAACAGCAUCAAACAGCUGUUUCCUCGGGAAGAGAUGUAGUAACAUUCAAUCCAUUAACAAGAUCAGCACAUUGAGUUAUUACAUACUUGGAUGACUCCUUCCAUACAACGAAGAGGUAUGCCAUGCUGUCACCAAAUAUUUAUUUAUUUUAGUUACACCGUUUGACAUCAUAUUUUUAGGCAACCCAAAUUAUAAAACCGCAUUGACUUUAUCCAUUAACAAGAUUAGCACAUUGAUUUAUUACAUACUUGGAUGAAUCCUUCCAUGUAAGGAAGAGGUAUGCCACGCUGUCACCAAAUAUUUAUUUAUUUUAGUUAGACCGUUUGACAUCAUAUUUUUAGGCAACCCAAAUUAUAAAACUGCACUGUUUUAUGAAAUCGAAUGACAUUAAUAAAAAUAAUUUAACCAAAAUUCACAAAAUAAUAUUUUAAUUAAGUAUAUAAAUAUUUAUAAUAUAAAUUUCACUAUUAAUUAAUUGUUUUUAUUUUUACUCAAACUAGGUAAGGAACCCGCGCGAUAUCCCGUGAAAAAUCUUUUUAUAAAAAUAAUUAUUUCAUAUUUUAUAGUUUCUAUUUUAUAUUACAUUCAAAAAAAAAUCUGUGUCACAACCAUAUAUUAUAUAAUAUUAAGAAUGUAUAUUUGUGUUGUAGUUUCAGAUAAUAAAUAAAAUACAAAUACGUCAAUACAAAAUAAAUAAAUAAAUAAAAUUUCUAUUAGAUUAGGUAAGUUAUUAUGACAUUUCGACUACAAUUUAACUUUUUGAAACUAAUUAAAAUAAACAUAUACAUUUAAAUCUAACAAUUUACUAAACUAAGUAGGACUUGCAAUUGUUCGUUCAGACACAUUUCACUUAAAUAGUUUAAAAAUCCACCUUAAAUCUCUAACAAUAUUUCCUCAUUUAAGUGUAAUUAGAGUUUUAGUUAAUAAAAACACACAUAUAUAAAACUUAUGAAUAAAUGAAAAUGUGCAUAUAAAAGUUAUUUGUUCUUAGAUUACAUUUUGUUAAUAACUAUCUAUUAAUAAAUAAGAUUGUCUAAAUAGGCCUUAAUAUUUUAUCUGAAAACCGAAUGAGACAAAAUGCACCAACACAUGAUAUUAUAGACCAUAAAUAUAAUUUAAAACCCAUAUAAUUAAUUUUGUUGAUAUAUGAUAUUAUAAAAAUAACUAAAUAUCCAAAAACCGAGCUAUCCUAAAAUUUUUAAGAUUCUUAAAAAUGUGUAUAUAAAAUAUCAAGGAAAACAAAUGAAAAGAACUCAUUGAAAACCUAUGCAACUUUUAAAAUGAAUGGUGACAUUUUUAGACAUUUUUGAUAACCUUUUAAAAAUAUAUGAAUUUUUAGAACAAAAAGACAUAUAUUUAGAUGAAAAUAAUAAUUUUAAAAUAUAUGUAAUUUCUUGCAUGAAAGGACACAUUAAUAAAAAAAUACAUACUCUUAGAUACUUUCACUACCACUUAAAAAUUAUUGCAACUUUUAAGAUGGAAAAACACAUCUUCAAACAUUUUUGAAUUUCUAAUUUAAAUAUAUUACUGCUUUCAUCUCACAGUAAUAAUCAGUGCUUGAAGAGACACAAACGUCGAAUGGACAUAGGUUAGAUAAACAGCCUCUAACUAAGCCAGCUCAUCUCUCCCAUCAGCGAGUAAUUAAGUAGUACAGUUUCGCAUGUUCUUCGGAAUAAUUCGGGCUUUUUUGUUGUUGUUAUGCUUUCUUGUCAAGCACUUUACCAAAGGGCAUGUUAAUAGAAUUUUCAGCUGUGAUAUGUUCUACUAUCAUUGCCACUUUCCCUGUUGAAUCCUUAGUUAUCUCUCUUGGUGUUAAAUGUCUAGAUUUUCAUUUUUUUUUAUCAUUGCAGUACGUACCAGGUAUGAAAACUCAAAAUGUAUAUCCCACUCUCUGUUGGGGUAGAUUUGUAUAUGUUAGGAACUUGAAAUGGGUUCUUCUCCCACUCUGCCCACUCUGAUGUGGAAUCUAACUAAACUUCAAUUUUCGAAAACUCGAUCACUCAUUUAUAAAAGCCAUAUUGAAUCGAUCUAGUUACCAGUAAGCAGAAAGACAUGGGUCAUAAGGACUUUUUUGCCCACAUUAUCAAUGUCCUCCAUGUGGAACAUGGGUGGGCUUUCAUAGGCAAGGGUAGUUGAUUAAAUAUUUUCCAUAGGCAAGGUAGUUGGUUGGAGACUUGCACUUAAGCAUGUGUGGCAGGAACAAGAAAACAAAAACUGUGGAGGCAGAAGAAGAAGCUUGGCUGUUAGUGAUGUCGAUUGUUGUGGAUGUCAACAGAUCAGAUAUCUGUGAGAGUUCAAGUAGGAGAACCCGAGAUGAAAGUGUCUUUGAGAAAUUGAAGAAGGCGGCUCAAGAUGGAGACAUCGAAGAAUUGUAUAAACUGAUAGCUGAGGAACAAAACAUUCUAGACCACUUUGAUGAAGUGCCUUUCUGUGAGACGCCACUACACGUGGCGGCUGAAAACGGGAAAACCCAUUUUGCGAUGGAACUAGUGACUCUUAAGCCGUCGCUUGCAUUGAAGCUAAACGUGUCAGGCUUCACCCCAGUCAAUUUAGCCCUGCAAAACAACCACAUGAGAAUGGUUAGAGGGUUUAUAGCAAUCGACAGAAGCUUAGUCAGAAUCAUGGGAAGAGGGAGGAUUACCCCUUUGCACCAUGUGGCUAGAAUAGGUGAUGCAGAAUUGCUUAGUGAGAUCUUGAUGGCUUGUCCCUUUUCAAUAGAAGAUUUAACAAUAAAGCGUGAGACAGCUGUGCAUAUUGCGGUAAAGAACCACCAGUUUAUGGCGUUCAAGGUUCUGUUUGGAUGGAUCAAGAGAGCGAACAGGGUGGAAAUCUUGGAUUGGAAGGAUGAAGACGGUAACACAGUCUUCCAUAUUGCUGCAGCUAUCAAUCAGACUGAGGUCAUGGCGUUGCUACGUAAAAGCGUUAAAAUAGCAGCCAAGAAUUUGAAUGGCAAAACGGCGAUGGACAUAUUCGAAGCUCACCAGCCUCCUUGUUUCCCUGAAGCAAGAACAAUUCUCCGUAGUGCCAAAGAAAGGCUAUUUAGUUGUUCCACAAUAACUCUUGCAGAAUAUUUGAGCAAAGAUCUAACGUUUCUCGAGAAACGGAACAAUUUCUUAGGGCUGAGCAAUUUAAGCAUAUCUAGAGCCAGACCUCUAACCAGUAGCCAUCGCCGUGAUGCAAUAUAUGUGGUGGUUAUACUUAUAAUAACAACUUCAUUCCAGGCUGGUUUUAGUCCUCCAGGCGGAUUUUGGCAGGAGGACGGCGUGGAUCAUCAUAACGUCUAUCACAAAGCUGGGCAAAUGACUAUGUCUUUCUCCAAUGCCUUAAUUUUUAACGGCUUCAACGGGUUUGCCUUCUUAUCAUCCCUAUACGUGAUCAUGAUCCUCACAAUUGGACUUCCCAUGUGGAAGUUAAUCUAUUGUUCAACGGCGUGUUUAGGUCUCGCUUUGUUAGCAUCAUACGGCACUAUAUUCCCGUAUCCUAACAGCUAUAUAGGGUAUAUCCCAUUGAUCACCUUCGUCUAUGCAUUCCCAUCGAUUAUCACAAUCAUGCUGUUUAGUGUUUUCAUGGCAUUCAUUGUUGACAAACGUGGCCGGAGACUAGUAGACUUCCCGGCGAGCUGCUUCAGCUCAUCUCAUGAGUUGUCGCUAUGAUCAUUAGAGUACGUUGAAAACAUGAUACCAUGCACGAGGAAUAUUAGUUAUGUUUCGAUGUGGGACUAUGAUGUAACUGAAAUAAACUCUUAUGUGUUUUUCAAGCUAGCUAGUGUUAUGAAUUUAAAUUGUCAACUAGUUCGUUCUAAUAACUAGUUUCUCAGCUGAAAUUAAACGCUGUUUAUUUCAUACUCUUUCGUUCAAUUCAUUUUGCUGAUCUUUUUUUCCUUGAUUAUUUGUUGCUUGCUGAGUCUUGUUUUGCUUCUAGAAAAUUGAUUAAUAUUUAGAGAACGUACACAAAAGUGGCAGAUAGACUAGAGGAUAGUUUUCAAGGUUGAGUAUUGAAAACAUGUACAAAUUACCAUGACCAUUACUCUGAGGAAGUCUGGAAGGGUCUAACACAGAAUUUGCUCUCUACACAGUAUACGAAUCAAUGAAAUCGUAUUAUGCAACUCCUUCUGGAACAGGCUCGGGACAGAACUCAGUUAUUCAUAAUGAGAUACGUAACGGUAUCUCACGAAACAAUGUAUGUCAUAUGGUGAAAAAGCAAUUAACCGAAACAUGGUGAAUCGCCCGGCAAAAAUCAUCCAAAUGGUAGACAGACAGGUUCGCAAUCGUCUAUCAUCAGUCCGAGGUAUGUGUGUGCAAACUUAUGAUGAAGGCUGGAGGCAUGGUUAACUGCACGAUAGUAUCAUCAUUCUUUUAAACAAAUUAUUAUGUUAGUAUCAAACACUCGGCACCAAAAAUCAAGCGAUUGCAGACGAUAUAACUAGUAAAUAUGUUCUUCCACAUGUCAACAUAUUUUAUUUUGCUUGUAUUGUAUUAUUUGGUCUACGUACCGGAACUGAUAACAUUCGAGAUUAUCCUCUUUGUAAAAACGUUUUUUUUUAAUUAAAUUAAUUUAAUAUUUUUUUCAAAAAAGGAUGUACAAUGUUAAAAUUCUUUUAUUUUCUACAAAUUGAACAAGUUAUUUGUUUCGCAGGCUCAAUCAUUCUUCGCAAGAGUGUGCUAUGUUUUUCGUUUUUUUCUUUCUGAAUCGAACAAUUCAUCUUUUGAUUUCCAGAAUCGAGGAACAAUCCACUCAUGACUCAUACCUUUACCUUGAGAACAAAAAUCGAGUAUGAAAAGAGUUGUAAAGAUCUCACAACCAAUCAAAAUCACUAAAACUAUAAAAUCGUGGUUUUCAGGUAAAACUAACAAAAAGGGAUUUUCCUUUCAAAAUUAUUAAUUAUGUUUUCCUGUUAAAAUCACAAAAUAUUUUUUUUCUGCUGAACAUAAAAUCAAUUUUUCCUUCUAAAACCACAAAAUAAAAUUUUAUAAAAAAAACUAAAAUUAGAUUUUUCUACGAAAAAUUUUAAAUCAAGUUUUCUCAACAAAACUAAAAGAUUCUAGUUGUUCCAUCAAACUGAAAAAUCAGACUUUUCACCAGCUAGCAAACCAGAAAUCGUCGACGUGUGCUUUUAUUAGUACAAACUAGAGAUCUUUUCCGCGCUUCGCGCGGAUUAUGUCUUAUAAAUUUAUUUUAUUUAUAAUAUUAUUUGUCGGUUUUUUUCUUUUACAUUAACUUCUUGUUUUUCCAAUGUUAGUUUUUCUUAAUUUAAAUUUAUAUAUUUAUAAUUUAUAAUUUUUCUUGUUGUAGAUGGAGAAUUAUAUUUUUUAUUAAUGGUUUUUUGUAUGUGACAUAAACUUUUUGAAAUUUUAAAAUAAUAUUAUAUAUAGUACAAUUAACACAUUAAAGAAGAGAAACAUAUUCAGACACAUUUUACACAGGUUUUAUAUGCAUAAUUUUAAAUAUUAUAUAUGUAUAUAUUAUAAGUUUGAAACAUGUAAAUGCUUUCUAAAGCUAAAUAUUUGUUCUGAGUUUACAUAACUUAUCGAAAGUUUUAUCUCUUUUUAAAUUCUAAUCACAGAAAAAAUAUCAGAAAGUUAGUAUAGAUGGAUUUUUUGGGCUUUUAAAUCAACACUGAAAAAUUACAUGAAUCAAAUAACAACAGUUUUAUAAACAACUGGAUAAAAUUUGACCGAGCCAAAGAUUUUCACACAAUAUGUUCUUUCUUCUACAAAUUGCGAAGAGCCUAUAGACACAAAAAAAAAUCAUAAUUUUUGUUUUCACUUAUAUAACAUUUCUUCUCCUUUACACAUGGAGUUUAUUACACUGCUAUAAGCAAUAGAAUACUCUAUUCAUAUAAGAUUCACAUCUAUGCAUUUUGACAAAGAAGAAUUUUAGCCAUCUUUAGUUUUGGAAUGGACCAACAUCAGUCAUAUACACUAUAUUUUUUCUGUGAUUCAAAUCUUACAAUUUUAAUAUAUGUGCAAAUUUCGAUGUGAAAAAGCACGCACGCCAUUUAUCAUUCAACCUAUUACUUUUUUCAAAGUAAACACUAUAAUCCUCCUUUGGUUAGCUCCACAAACUAAUCUCUUUGGAUCAGUUUACUAAAAAAUAUAGAUACUAAUGUCAGAAAAGAAUAUAAACACUAUCAACAACAAAUAUUGGCACAAGACUAUUUGGUUCAAGGAACAUAUUCUACGUAAUGCGUU